GCUCUCUGUGAUUUCAGUGAUGGGAGUUUCAGCCCAUGGCUGACAUGCAGCCGGAUGUUCCUGCGGAGGGUCUCCGGUAACCCUUCACCCCGGCUGCAAGUCCCCCGGGGCCAACAGUCAUGGACAGGAGGCCUGCACCUCACACAAAACCUCUUUUAUUUCUCAUGAACAACGCUAGAUUUGCCUCCCGGAUUCAGCCAAACUCGAGAAGUUGGUGCCAUUCUUGAAAAUAUCCCCCCCUUCGUUUUUAGCCGUAUUCAUGGACCGUAUGUUCCUCGCCUGACGCCCCAGAUAUGAGGCGCUUCAUCAGACGCAAGCCACAACCACACGGUUUUCCUUUUUCCGUUUGCACGUGCGUGGGAUUUUACGAACCCCUCCAAAUCUUUUAGAGAUCUACACCUUCGCUGCCGAGAUGGUGCACGUGCGGCGGGAAGAUGGACCAGGCAUGAGUCUGCUCGGACCCGGGGCCGAACGUCUGCGCCGAGGCCGGAGAAAUAACGGGUGGCACAACCGGAGACGGGCUGGGGAGUGUUGACGCAGGAAAUUGAAAUUGGUGCCCAGGGUCCUCCCAAUAACGGUUUUUGAUAGAGUCGUUUUCAGUCCCCCCCCCCCAACCCUCAUCUCCAUCCUCACCGCUUCUUUAGGGAAGUCCACCCUCAUCUGCAGCCUCAUCCGUCCACCACUUAGUUAGUUUUUUGGUUGUUGUUCUGAACAGUCUCGCCUCUGAUUUCCUCACCGCUGCCUUCUUGUUGUUCUUUUCAUUGAAUUUUUAAAUUUAAUAAAAACAAUGCAGCCUCCUCUCAUAGAGUUGCUGGCAUAAAAUCCGCCCCCCCCUUUUUUUUGUGGAAGCACAGACUCGUCAGCGGGGGUCCCAGUUUGAUUAUGAACAUAUAAGAGUUACUUCCUCUUUCCUUAGCUGCCCUCCUUCCUUAGGGUGACUGGCCUAAGCCCAGCCACGAGCCUGGGCUAUUGGAGAUUUUUCAGGGCAAGUGAAAAACAAGGUCUCCAUCCUCCACUGCCCCCCCCCCCACUGCCCAACCAGCACACUGUUUCUGGAUAGCGCCCGCGUGUCGUCAACGGCGAUGGGGAGCUCGGCGUCCUCCCUCACGUCGGAGACCGAGUCGGACCAUGGCUUCCGCAGCACCCCUUACCCACCGUCGCCCCCCGUGGGCUGGCUGAGGAACAGCCACAGCAGCCCCAUCUGGGGCACCACCUUCAUCACGCGCCAACAGCAGCACCCUCUGCCUCACCGAGAGCGCAGCCACUCCCAUUCACCUGGCUCCAUGGCAACGGCGGUACGAGGCAGUGAGUGGUCAUGUGGCCGCUGCACCUUCCUGAACGCUGGGGCAGCCCCACGUUGCUCCAUCUGUGAGGCGCCACGUCAGAAACCAGACCUCAACCAGAUCCUACGCCUGAGCAGCACUGAGGAGCAGCGCUGGGCCUGCCCCCGCUGCACCCUCAACAACCCCCAGGGCUCCGGGGCAUGCUCAGUCUGCGGUUUUGGACCUUCCCCCUCCACCCUCACCCCCCCAACCACCACGGUGGCUGCCACUGCCAAUGGCUUGUUGCCCGGGUCUCCCGAGCCCCCUGUGCCCACUGUCACUCCCACGGUUCUACUGGAACCACGUGGACAGCACCCACCCAAGGAGGAGGUGAUGCGGAGAUCAGAGAGUAAUGGGGAGGUGGGCGGGGCAGAGGGGAAGCACUUGGGGUGGGCGUGUCCCCGUUGCACACUCCACAACACACCUGUGGCACUGUCAUGCUCUGCCUGCGGGGGGCCAAGGAAACUGUCGCUGCCGAAAAUCCCACCGGAGGCACUGGUUGUUCCUGAGGUACGAACCCCUGUGCUGGGGUUUCCCGUCCACACAGCAGGGGCAGCGUCACUCCUUGUAGAUUUGACGGACGAUUCACCCCCUGCUGCCCCUCCCAGUGAACCCCAGGAGCCUACACACACACCCUCUCAACCCCUCUCCUCCCCAUUCACCCCUUUCUCCUCUCUCCAGAACAACCCUGUGCCGCGCAGCAGGAGAGAGGUGCCCCCUACAGGACGGCCACCAAACCCAAAUGCCAAUGCCCCCAGCCCCACCUCCCCCUCAACAGCCAGCGUACCACCCCAGCCCGGCCCACAGCUCCGACCCUCAAAGCCGAAGCACGCCCAGCCCCAGGAGCCUUCCUACCCCAACAAGCGCCUCAGUGUCCUGGAAGAAGAGGACCCUCAUCACCUCCCUUCUGCCUCCUCAGCAGCUUCUACAUGGAAAUGCCCCACCUGCUCACUGCCUAACCUGAGUGGAGCGUCCAAGUGUGAGGCCUGUCGCUCGUCACGCGUGGGUGCCGACCUCAUUGACUUAGUUGGUUGUGAAGCAGUCCGAUUCACCCCGGCGAGUCCCUCUAGCCCAGACUUCAGCACCUGGGCAUGUUCCAAGUGCACCCUGCGCAACCCAACAGGAGCCGCCAAAUGCUCAGCCUGUGGUUCCUCGAAACUCCACGGCUUCCAGGAACAGCAGGUACCUUUGCCACACUGCUGCCAACAGUGUGGCCUUCCGCUGGGGCCGGGCACUGCAUCCUGCUCCUGCACCACCUCCACCUCAUCGGGUCAUAAAGCAAGGAAGCAGGCCCGCGUUUUUCCUUCAUCUUCUUCAGGCACCACCUCCUCCACUUCCUCUUCAUCCUCCUCAUCUUCUCUCCAGGAGAGGGCAGGGCAGUGGGGCUGCCCGGCAUGCACGCUACUGAACGAUGUCAAAGCCAAGAAUUGUGCAGCGUGCCACACACCCCAGCAGUACCUCACCCUGCGCAAGGUAGUCAAGCCUCUGAAAAGGAGGGAGAGCAUGCAUGUGGAGGCCCGGCGGCGAAACGACGAGGGAGAAGCGAAGGAACUCUGGGAGAACAUUGUCAGCUUCUGCCGAGAGAACACGGUGAACUUUGUGGAUGACAGUUUUCCCCCCGGCCCGCGCUCCGUUGGCUUUCCUGAAGGCGACAGUGUGCAGCAGCGAAUCAAAAAGUGGCUCCGCCCCCACGAGAUCAACUGCAGCAACUUCAAAGACCGAGGCGUCAAGUGGUCCGUCUUCCGCACACCACGGCCCUCCGACAUCCUGCAAGGCCUGCUGGGAAACUGCUGGUUCCUGAGUGCUCUGGCGGUCUUGGCGGAGCGUCCAGAGCUGGUGGAGCGGGUGAUGAUCACACGGACCAUCUGCCCAGAGGGAGCCUACCAGGUCAGGCUGUGUAAGGACGGCACCUGGACCACGGUGCUGGUGGACGACAUGCUGCCAUGCGACGACUACGGCUACCUGCUCUUCUCCCAGGCCCAGAGGAAGCAGCUGUGGGUGGCAUUGAUAGAGAAAGCCCUGGCCAAGCUCCAUGGCUCCUACUUCGCCCUGCAGGCGGGGCGCGCCAUCGAGGGCCUGGCCACGCUGACAGGAGCCCCCUGCGACUCGCUGAUGCUCCAGGUCAGCUCCACCAAUCCCAGGGAGGAGCCCAUUGACACCGAUCUCAUCUGGGCCAAGAUGCUCAGCUCCAAGGAGGCUGGGUUCCUGAUGGGAGCGUCGUGCGGAGGGGGCAACAUGAAGGUGGAUGAUGUGGUUUACGAAUCUCUGGGACUCCGCCCCCGACACGCCUACUCCAUCCUGGAUGUCCGGGACGUGCAGGGUUACAGGCUGCUGAGAUUGCGUAAUCCGUGGGGUCGUUUCUCAUGGAACGGCAGCUGGUCAGACGAGUGGGCCGACUGGCCGCAGCACCUGCGUCACGAGCUGAUGGCGCACGGCAGCAGCGAGGGAGUCUUCUGGAUGGAAUACACAGACUUCAUCAAGUACUUUGACUCUGUGGACAUUUGUAAGAUCCACUCGGACUGGCAGGAAGUGAGGCUCCAGGGCUGCUUCCCCAGCAAAGCCAGCGGGCCCGUCACCGUCACGGCACUCACCGUGCUGGAGAGGACGGCGCUGGAGUUCGCCCUCUUCCAGGAAGGCAGCAGACGUUCGGACACGGCAGACAGUCACCUCCUGGAUUUGUGUAUAAUGGUGUUCCGUGCCUCCUUCGGCAGCGGGAAUAAGCUGACGCUGGGCCGCCUGCUGGCCCACAGCAAACGGGCAGUGAAGAAGUUUGUGGGCUGCGAUGUGAUGCUGGAGCCUGGCGAGUACGCCGUGGUCUGCUGCGCCUUUAACCACUGGCAGAUGAACACUGGUGGAGCGGGUGGCCCGCCCACGCCCGUGUCCAGCCCCACCAGCGGGGUGGCGCGGCGACCCAGUCAAGACUUCCCUGGCUACAUCCUGGCCAUCUACAGCUCCCGGCAGGUGAUGGUGGAGCAGGUGGAGGCAACGGCCACCACACUCGCCGACGCCAUCAUCCUCCUGACCGAGAAUAAGGGCGAGAGGCACGAGGGCCGGGAAGGUAUGACGUGUUACUACCUGACGCACGGCUGGGCGGGGCUUAUCGUGGUGGUGGAGAACCGCCACCCCAAGUACUACCUCCACGUGUCAUGUGACUGUACGGACAGCUUCAACGUGGUGUCCACGCGUGGCAGCCUCAAAACCAUCGACAGCGUGCCGCCUCUGCACAGGCAAGUGUUGGUAGUGCUAUCCCAGCUGGAGGGCAACGCCGGCUUCUCCAUCACCCACCGGCUGGCUCACCGCAAGGCAGCCCAGGCUUCGCUAGGCGACUGGACCCCCACCAAGGCCACCCACAGCCCCCAGCUCACCCCGGACAUUGACGGCCUGCAUCGCCCCAGACCCCUAUGACCACCGCCCUCCAUCUCUCCAACAGACACACACAGACAUCGCUCUCUUUAACACACAAGCGUUUUGGGCUGGCAGACUAGAGUGAAGAAUAGGCUGUGCCAAGCUCUAAAAUGUGGGCGAAGGUGUGUGUUAGCGUGUGCGUCUGUGUUCACGUGUGUGUGUUUGGACGAGGAAACACCUGAAUGUAGAGGUUGUCCGGGCACAUCUGCUGUGCUGUCCUCUUCUUCCUCUGUAGCCAAAAGCUAAAGGCUUCAUCUCAAAUCCUGCCCGAGUGCACCCUGUUCCUCGCCAGCCGGAUGUGCCAUUAAACGGCGGGCGCGAGGGAGCGGACCAUGUGACCGGGUCAGUCUCCAAAGAAGGGUUCCACCCUGACAGGA
Messenger RNA from Lampris incognitus (smalleye Pacific opah), 5104 nucleotides. RefSeq names its product calpain 15 (gene capn15). Gene Ontology annotation, biological process: proteolysis. Gene Ontology annotation, molecular function: calcium-dependent cysteine-type endopeptidase activity. Bases 1083 to 4727 code for a protein of 1214 amino acids. NCBI's taxonomy places the organism in Eukaryota, Metazoa, Chordata, Actinopteri, Lampriformes, Lampridae. The record is from RefSeq and is a predicted model, not a curated record. The transcript is spliced from 12 exons. Gene Ontology annotation, cellular component: cytoplasm.